Molecule: messenger RNA, 2865 nt
Organism: Gossypium arboreum
Lineage: Eukaryota; Viridiplantae; Streptophyta; Magnoliopsida; Malvales; Malvaceae
Exons: 12
Coding region: 1-2865 (954 amino acids)
Biological process (GO): DNA integration
Molecular function (GO): nucleic acid binding
Source: RefSeq, a predicted model, not a curated record
AUGGCCACUAUCAAUAGCAUAAAGCUACUUGGUGAAGAUUUCAGUGAUAGCAGGGCUGUUGAAAAGGUUAUCACCACACUCCCUGAGAGAUUUGAGUCUAAAAUCUCAUCACUCGAGGAUUCAAGGGAUUUAACAACCAUUUAUUUGUCUGAAUUGGUAAACUCCCUUUAUGCACUUGAGCAGAGAAGGGCCAACAGGCAGGAAGAGCAUCUUGAAGGAGCUUUCCAAGCAAAGAUCAGAAAAAGCUCAGGCUCAAGUCAGAAAGGAAAGAAGCCUUGGCUAGAUAAGAGGGAGAAACCAAGGAGGGAAGCAGGCAAAAGAAGGUUUCCACCAUGUGUCCACUUGUACAAAAAAAAAUGGAAGGCACCAGCACAGCAGCAGAUCCAAGCCCAAGCUGCUGAGGACCUUCAAGCUCAGGAGGAGCAUGUCUUUACUGCCUCAGGCUUUGCAACCUCAAGCAAAGUCAUAUGCAAUUGGCUUGUGGAUAAUGGCUGUGCACACCACAUGGCAGCUGAUGAAAGUCUAUUCAAAGACCUUAACAGAAGCUUUGCCUCAAAAGUUAAAAUAGGCAAUGAGAAUUUGAUUGAAGCUAAAGGCAAUGGCAAUGUUGUGAUCAACACUGGUUCAGGUAACAAAGUUAUUUCAGAUGUGCUCUUUGUCAAAGUUAUUUCAGAUGUGCUCUUUGUACCUGACAUUGACCAGAAUUUACUUAAUCUUGAGAAGAAGGCUUAUACAAGCCUAGCUGAUAAUGCUGGCCUAUGGCAUAGAAGACUAGGUCAUGCUAAUUUUAGAUCACUAGAUCUAUUGCACAAACUGAACUUGGUAGAUGAUAUGUCUAAAGUUGAGGCAAGGGAGACAGUUUAUAAAGUUUGUCAGCUUGGUAAACAAGCUAGACUGCCUUUUCCAGUUAACCAAGCAUGGAGAGCUCGAGAAAAACUUGAGCUUGUGCACUCUGAUAAGUCUGAGGUGUUUGAUACCUUUAGUAGAUUUAAAGCACUAGUAGAGAACCAGUCAGAUUGCAAGAUUAAGGCAUUGAGAAUUGAUAAUGGCACUGAAUACUUGUCUGAAAGGUUUCAAAAACUUUGUGAGCAGGCAGGGAUCCACCAUCAGUUAACCACUGUUUAUACUCCACAACAAAAUGGAGCUUGUGAAAGGAAGAACAUGAUAGUGAUGGAUGUGGCCAGAUGCUUGCUAUUUCAAAGCAAACUUCCAGGCAAAAUUUGGGCUGAGGCUGUCAAUACCUCAUUGUAUUUACUCAACAAGCUUCCAACUCGAGCUGUGAAGGAAAAAACACCUUUUGAAGCCUGGUAUGGACUCAAACCAUCUGUUUCUCAUCUAAAAGUGAUUGGAUGUGUGUGUUAUGUUCUCAUUCCAGCAGAAAGAAGAACCAAGCUAGAGAGAAGGUAUGUUAUUGAUGCAAGUCAGUUUGAAGAAGAUCAGUUUGACAUCAGCUUAGAUCCAGCUGAAAGUGAAUUAGGAAAUGCAGACAUUGAUGAUCCACCUGUGAGAGGCACCAGAACCAUUGCAGAUAUCUACCAUAGAUGCAAUAUUGCAAUAGUUGAGCCUUUGAGCUAUGAAGAAACUGCAAGAAACAAAUAUUGGAAAAAGGCCAUGGAAGCUGAGCUUGAUACGAUUCAUAAGAAUGAGACAUGGGAUUUGGCACCUAGAGCUUGGUAUGACAAGGUUGAUGCAUACCUGUCUAGGCUCAGGUUUGAGAAAAGCCUGAGUGAACCAACACUCUAUGUGAAGAAGACUGAAGAUGAAACUUUACUGAUUGUUUCAAUCUAUGUGGAUGAUUUACUAGUAACUGGAAGCAAAAGUGAUUUGAUCAAUGAUUUUAAGACACAAAUGCAAGAGGUGUUUGACAUGACAGACUUGGGAAUCAUGACAUGCUUCCUUGCAACUAGACCUGACCUUAUCCAUGCUGUUAGUUUAUUAUCAAGAUUCAUCAUUGUUAUGAUACAACACAUUUCAAGGCAGCUAAGAGGAUACUUAGGAGUCUUUUGCUGGAGCUCAAAGAAGCAACAAACAGUUACUCAAUCCACAGUUGAAGCAGAGUACAUUGUAGCAGCAGCAGCAGUGAAUCAAGCCAUUUGGCUUAGAAAGUUGUUAUUUGAUUUGAAUGAAGAUCAAAGUGAAGUCACUAAGAUUAUGGUUGAUAAUCAAUCAACAGUUGCCAUAGCUAAAAAUCUAGUCUUCCAUGAUGCAAAUUGGGGAAUUGAUGUGGAUGAUAGGAGGUCUACUACAGGGUUUUUGGUUUGGCUAGAGUCUCUUUUGUCUGAGUUGCAUGUUUUUACCUCAAGAAAGGCAGCAAUGUGGUGUGAUAACUCAAGAGUAGUUGUUGUAUUUGCUAAUCCAGUGUUGCACUCGAAGUUCAAGCAUGUCAAGUUAACUUUGUUCUUUGUUCGAAAGAAAGUUGCUACUGGAAAGCUAAGUGUGGGGCAUGUUCCAGCACAGGAACAAGUAGCAGAUGUGUUUUCCAAACCUUUAUUAGCUCAUUUGGUUUCAAAAACCCUCUUAGCGCCGUCGUCGGUUCUUCAUCCCUCCACCUUGGACGGUGGUCGUGGCAACAACAAACGGGCUUUUCAGCCCUUGAUUAAGCCAUAUUUGAAGGCCAAACCUUCAAAGCCUGGGCAAUCGAGAUCGGGAGGCUUCCCCCUCCUUUUGGAGUUCGAACUCGACGAUGGAGGGAGGAGUUCCGGUGACGCGAUUCGAUUUUGGAAGUUAACAGGGCGGGUUUUCGCUAUUUUGGUGCAAAACGACGAAAGGUGCCAGGUCUCGGGACCAGGCACUGGCGAGGCGACCAAAGAGGGCGUACGAACGGGUGCGGCGCACAUGGAGGAGUUAGGGUUUUCGUUUAGCUAA